UCCACAGCAGAGCGGGGCCCAGGGACCCCAGGGGACUCCAGGGACUCCAGGGGACCCCAGGGACUCCAGGGGACUCCAGGGACUCCCAGGGACUCCAGGGACUCCAGGGACUCCCAGGGACUCCAGGGACUCCAGGGACUCCAGGGGACCCCAGGGACUCCUGGGGGGUCCCAGGGACUCCAGGGGACUCCAGGGGACUCCAGGGACUCCAGGGGACUCCAGGGGACUCCAGGGACUCUGACUCCAGGGACUCUGACUCCAGGGACUCCAGGGACCCCAGGGACCCCAGGGACUCCAGGGAUUCCAGGGGACUCCAGGGGACUCCAGGGGACUCCAGGGACUCCAGGGACCCAGGGACCCGGGGUCGGAUCCGGGGCCUCGUCCAGCCAACUGGAGGCUCCUGGUCAGUGUCGACCCCCCUCCCCGUUCGGACGCUGAAAACACAACUCAACACUACGACCACGUUCACCCUGACUGCACUCGGCCCCGGCGGUGAGUGUGUUCGACCGGGUCACGGCUACAGUCUGAGGGAGAGGAUCUACGUUCCCUCGCUGUCUUAUGUGUCAAAGGUUGAUUCUCAUCUCUACUGUACCUCCUGUAACGCUUUAAUACCAGAGCCAUGAAACUUCACUGUCACGCGUCAUGAACCUGAUAAUGUACGGACUUAAUGUUUUCAUUCAUAAAAAUCUGACUCUCCUUGUAUAAUUUCCAAAACAGAUCGGCGAUCAGACUAUAAAAUACAUGAUUCUAGUUUUUGUACUCGCAUUAACAUGACCAGUCUGUUUGUGUAUAUAUGUCCUUUGUGUGUAUGUGUGUGUGUGUCCAGACAAAUUGUGCUGCUUUGUAAUAAUCAUCACUCUACUCAUUCCCCAUCAUGUGACAUGAUAACUCAUAAUAAAUUAGUUUUUAAAAGAAA
Scophthalmus maximus (turbot) is the source of this 916-nucleotide messenger RNA. Its product is annotated as collagen alpha-1(IX) chain-like. Lineage: Eukaryota; Metazoa; Chordata; Actinopteri; Pleuronectiformes; Scophthalmidae. The transcript has a single exon. The annotation marks the transcript as partial. The record is from RefSeq and is a predicted model, not a curated record.